UCACCCUUUCCGCUCGGCCGUUCUCCUGUACAGGAGGCAGCCAUGGCGCCCAGCCGGAAUGGCAUGAUCCUGAAGCCCCACUUCCACAAGGACUGGCAGCAGCGAGUGGACACGUGGUUCAACCAGCCGGCCCGCAAGAUCCGCAGACGCAAGGCCCGGCAGGCGAAAGCGCGCCGCAUCGCCCCUCGCCCCGCGUCCGGUCCCAUCAGGCCCAUCGUGAGGUGCCCUACAGUUAGAUACCACACCAAGGUCCGGGCUGGCAGGGGCUUCAGCCUGGAGGAGCUCAGGGUGGCUGGUAUCCACAAGAAAAUGGCACGCACCAUCGGCAUCUCCGUGGACCCAAGGAGGCGAAACAAAUCCACGGAGUCACUGCAGGCCAACGUGCAGCGCCUGAAGGAGUACCGCUCCAAGCUCAUACUUUUCCCCAGGAAGCCUUCUGCUCCGAAGAAGGGAGACAGUUCUGCUGAAGAACUUAAAUUGGCCACGCAGCUAACAGGACCUGUGAUGCCCAUCCGGAAUGUGUACAAAAAGGAGAAGGCCAGAGCCAUCACGGAAGAGGAGAAGAACUUUAAGGCUUUCGCCAGCCUUCGCAUGGCCCGAGCCAAUUGCCCGGCUCUUCGGCAUCCGAGCAAAGAGGGCGAAAGAAGCCGCAGAGCAAGACGUUGAGAAGAAGAAA
Rattus norvegicus (Norway rat) is the source of this 676-nucleotide messenger RNA. RefSeq names its product 60S ribosomal protein L13-like. Gene Ontology annotation, biological process: translation. Lineage: Eukaryota; Metazoa; Chordata; Mammalia; Rodentia; Muridae. Gene Ontology annotation, molecular function: structural constituent of ribosome. The record is from RefSeq and is a predicted model, not a curated record. Gene Ontology annotation, cellular component: ribosome.